Propithecus coquereli (Coquerel's sifaka) is the source of this 4240-nucleotide messenger RNA. It is a transcript of the gene KCNA6, whose product is annotated as potassium channel, voltage gated shaker related subfamily A, member 6. The transcript has a single exon. Gene Ontology annotation, cellular component: voltage-gated potassium channel complex; membrane. Bases 848 to 2440 code for a protein of 530 amino acids. NCBI's taxonomy places the organism in Eukaryota, Metazoa, Chordata, Mammalia, Primates, Indriidae. Gene Ontology annotation, biological process: potassium ion transmembrane transport; protein homooligomerization. The record is from RefSeq and is a predicted model, not a curated record. Gene Ontology annotation, molecular function: protein binding; delayed rectifier potassium channel activity.
GCUGGGGGGGCGAGUGUGUGCCUGUUUGCGCCGCGCCCCGGCUCGCGGCAGCCCCCGGCUGGGCGAGGGGUGUGAUGUGGGAGUGGGGUGGGAGGGGGCAGCGGGCGGGGCCUGCCACGUCACUUGGAGAGUGUGCUGGGGAGGAAGGGCAGAGCCGAGAGCCGAGCCGCUGCAGCUGCGGCGGCUGCAGCGAAGGCUUUAGCCGCGGGGAGGUGGGUCCCCGCGCUCCGGCGCCGGGGCAGCCCCAGGGCCCUCUCCGAGGCCUGCGGCGCGGCUCCUAGCGAGGAGGUGACGGCUGCGGCGGCUGGAACUGCGACCUUGGCCAGACAGAGCCCCGCGGUGGACGUAGGGCGGAGGCCGAGCCCCGCCAGGAGUCUCUGCCGAGCCGGAGGGAGGCGCAUCUGGCGCCUCGGUGCCAGCGGCAGCCUGGGGUCUUGAGCGGCUGGAGGAGCGCGGUGGGCGCCGGGAGAGGAGAGCUGGCCGGACUGGAGGGCGGACCCCCGCGUCCGGGAGCCCGGUCUCGGGCACGGCUGGGCGAAGCCAGGCGUCUUCCCGGGCGGCCAGUUUCACACGCGCCAGUUCGCGGCUCCGGGCAUCCCAGUAAGCCGUAGCACCGAGGCGCGGGCGACUGGAAGCGCAGAGCCGGGUCCUUGGCGCCCAGGUCACCUCCCCAGACCCAGCCUUGCAGGGACCAGGAAUUCAGGGCUCAGCGACCCCAGCGCCAGGUCAGACCGCGAGCCCCACCCUAAGGAGAGGGCGCAGCCGGGAGCGGGGAAGCGGGCGCCGCGCUCCAGGGGUUGUGUCGUGGGCGCCGUCCUAGUGGCGGGGAGCGCGCCGCGGAGGGGGCAUGAGAUCGGAGAAAUCCCUUACGCUGGCGGCGCCGGGGGAGGUCCGUGGGCCGGAGGGGGAGCAACAGGAUGCGGGAGACUUCCCGGAGGCCGGAGGGGGCGGGGGCUGCUGUAGUAGCGAGCGUCUGGUGAUCAAUAUCUCCGGGCUGCGCUUUGAGACGCAGUUGCGCACCCUGUCGCUGUUCCCCGACACGCUGCUCGGAGACCCUGGCCGCCGAGUCCGCUUCUUCGACCCCCUGAGGAACGAGUACUUCUUCGACCGCAACCGGCCCAGCUUCGACGCCAUCCUCUACUACUACCAGUCGGGGGGCCGCCUGCGGAGGCCGGUCAACGUGCCCCUGGACAUCUUCCUGGAGGAGAUCCGCUUCUACCAGCUGGGCGAUGAGGCCCUGGCGGCCUUCCGGGAGGACGAAGGCUGCCUGCCCGAAGGUGGCGAGGACGAGAAGCCGCUGCCGUCCCAGCCCUUCCAGCGCCAGGUCUGGCUCCUCUUCGAGUACCCGGAGAGCUCCGGGCCCGCCAGGGGAAUCGCCAUCGUUUCGGUGUUGGUCAUUCUCAUCUCCAUCGUCAUCUUUUGCUUGGAGACCUUGCCCCAGUUCCGUGCAGACGGUCGAGGUGGAAGCAAUGGUGAUGGUGUGAGCCGAGUCUCCCCAGUUUCCAGGGGGAGUCAGGAGGAAGAGGAGGAUGAAGACGAUUCCUAUGCAUUUCAUCCUGGCAUCACCCCUGGGGGAAUGGGGACAGGAGGCUCCUCCUCACUCAGUACUCUUGGGGGCUCCUUUUUUACAGACCCCUUCUUUCUGGUGGAGACUCUGUGCAUUGUUUGGUUCACUUUCGAGCUUCUGGUGCGCUUCUCUGCCUGCCCCAGCAAGCCGGCCUUUUUCCGCAACAUCAUGAACAUCAUUGACUUGGUGGCCAUCUUCCCCUACUUCAUCACCCUGGGCACCGAGCUGGUGCAGCAACAGGAGCAGCAGCCAGCCAGCGGAGGGGGCGGCCAGAACGGGCAGCAGGCCAUGUCCCUGGCCAUCCUCAGAGUGAUCCGCCUGGUCCGGGUGUUCCGCAUCUUCAAGCUCUCCCGCCACUCCAAGGGGCUGCAGAUCCUGGGCAAGACCUUGCAGGCCUCCAUGAGGGAGCUGGGGCUGCUCAUCUUCUUCCUCUUCAUCGGCGUCAUCCUCUUCUCCAGUGCCGUCUACUUCGCAGAGGCUGAUGAUGAUGAUUCACUCUUUCCCAGCAUCCCCGAUGCCUUCUGGUGGGCAGUGGUUACAAUGACCACGGUAGGUUAUGGGGACAUGUACCCAAUGACAGUGGGGGGCAAGAUCGUGGGCUCUCUGUGCGCCAUCGCUGGGGUCCUCACCAUUGCCCUGCCUGUGCCCGUCAUCGUCUCCAACUUCAACUACUUCUACCACCGGGAGACAGAGCAGGAGGAGCAGGGUCAGUAUACCCACGUCACUUGUGGGCAGCCUGCGCCGGACCUGAAGGUGACUGACAAUGGACUUGGCAAGCCUGACUUCUCCGAGGCCACCCGGGAGCGGAGACCCAGCUACCUUCCCACUCCACAUCGGGCGUAUGCAGAGAAGAGGAUGCUCACCGAGGUUUGAGCCAUGCAGGCAGGGCCUGCAGGAGAAGCGGAGCACUGAACAGUCUCUUAGGCUUCCUUCUCAUUCUCACUACUCCCACCCCAGCUUCAGUUGACUUCCUGACUCCCUCCCCUACACCCACUACCUGGCGUCGAGGACCAAACACCUGGACUGUCAGCUUUGUGCUUGAUCCUCGUGGCAUUCAAGGUUUCUCCAUCUCAGUGACAUUUUUGAAAUUCCAACGGAGCCACCAAUCAUGGCCAUCUUCUGUCACACGGAUGAGAUAUACAUUUUUGUCUGACCUUCCCUCAAGACUCUGAUUUUUCACAUCCGGGACUUUGUAAUAUCUUUAGGAAUGGCAACGUCAACAGAAUGGAAACCAGCCAUACCUGGGUCCUGUCUCUCUCCUUAGUGUCCUUUGCUUUGGGUCUUGCACCUCUCUUAGCUUCUAGCCACUUGGUAACUAGCAGAAGCUGAAGGACAGAAACAGUCCUCACCUGGCUGUUUUAUUCCAGUGCCCUGUAACACCUGUUGGCUGUCCUACAGAAGACCUGUGGUAGAGCCUUUAUUUGCACCACCUCAAAAUAGGUUAUUCAGUUCUAAUCUUGGAUGGAAUUAGAGAAAAUGCAAUCAAAUUUGACCAUCUGGAGGACGUGAGGGUCAGUCCCAGACCAGAGGGGCCAAUGGAUUCUUCCAGGUGUGUUCUGCACAAGAGGCACUGGCCUUUAGUCUACAUGUAGUCCUUCCCACUCUGACCCCCGGAUCCUCUCAAGCCUCCAGGAAGGCUCCUUCUCAGAGCCAAAUGCUCUUUCUGUGCAAGUGCCUUCCUGUGCAAAGGGACUGGAAAAAGGGAACCACAGAGCCAGGGGAAACAGCUGAAUAGAGUCAAGCAAGUGGCUUGACCACUUGCUUGUCUGAAGCAAGGUGCCACUUAAACAGAUGCUGUCAUCCCCAAGGGGCAGAGGGAUCCCGUUGCAGAGGCAGCUUUUUCUCCCUCAUUUUCCCCCAGCCCUCUCUAGCCCUCCACCCUGCUUCCUGGGCAUUCGACUUAGGAUUGCAGUUGAAGGCAUUUUAAAGCAAACUGCAGCUUAAACCCACAGACAGGUAAAAGUGUAAUUGGAUGCCAGCAUGGGUUUCUUCCCACUUUAUGGGCAGUGAAAUACAUCGUUUAGAGUAAGGAGCAAGCAUUACUCCUUUGCCAACAGCCUCACUGUGAGAGGUUUUUGCUGAGUCAAGCAAACGCUUGCCUGUUUACCCCUCGGAGCUGCAUCUGGCCUGCCCUCACUGGUAAGGUAAAGUGGUGGUGUUCCCAUGUGGGCUAAGCCACCUUCUUCUAUUGGGAAACCACUGCCGCCCACCACCUGCCCGCCUCCCCUCCUUUCUCUCCCAGUAACAUUGCCAUUCAUUUUUACCUUUGAUAAACUGUGAUGUACUAUUCUGAGCUCUUCUGGGUGCAGUUCUGAAACCAAAAGGACUGUUAACAUGUUUUUAAUGUUAUAUCUAUGCUUUAAGACUCUUGGAUGAGAAUUUUUUAAAAAGAAUUAUUUUGUCAAAGAGCAACUAACAAGGGGGACAGCCUUUUGAGGGUUUGCUUGAGAGGCAGUGUGGCUCCUACCAGUGCCAGAUCUAAAUCUGGAUUUUGUCGCAGUUUUACAGGGUAACUUUGGCACCACAGUCCCUCUUUGUGCCUCAGUUUUCUCACCCAUUAAAUGGGAACACUAAUGUCUUCCCCUCCCUACCUCAUGGGGACUGUCAAUGAACUCAUCUGGGAAGCUGGAGAUGAUGCUAUGCAAAUGCAUGAACUUUGGUAAAGAAUUUGAU